Messenger RNA from Aphanomyces astaci, 861 nucleotides. RefSeq lists its product as hypothetical. NCBI's taxonomy places the organism in Eukaryota, Oomycota, Saprolegniomycetes, Saprolegniales, Verrucalvaceae. Gene Ontology annotation, molecular function: DNA binding. The record is from RefSeq and is a predicted model, not a curated record. Bases 1 to 861 code for a protein of 286 amino acids. The transcript has 2 exons.
AUGAGCGACACAACAAGCGCGGCGAACGAAAUGAACGCGAGAAGAGAGCAAGCCUUGCGCCUGCACAUGCUCGAGCACGAAGCCAUGGCACGAAUUCGAGCUAACCGGAACUCCACCCGACCCGAGCAAACUGAUCGCCAGUACUCUGCCAAGCAAAUGGAGUAUAUUCAAUGGAAUCAGACAUGUGGGUACACCGACGAGCACGUCACACCGGCCAAAAUGGUGCUCUUUCUAACGCAAGUUCAAGACCGGCCAGUGCGAUCAACUAGUCGCAAGCAAGCCACGAGGCCCUCAGACUCUCAACAAGCGGUGGACCAGCUUGCUUGCGAACAUGCUGAUGGGUCAACUACCGAAGGCGAGGGCAGCGGGCGCAUCAUUGGUUAUCACACCUUGGCAGCCUACGCAAAUGCAUUGAUGGACAUUUGGAAGUUUCAGUUCGACUUGAAGCAAAACCCGCUCACCCCAAUACGUCCGGCGAGCGUGAAGGAACUGCUGAAGCAGAAGAAGAUGGCGGUGGUUCAAAAGGAGAACACAGAGUUCGCGGAUCGAGGAUGUGGAACUAUGGCAGACUGUGUGGAUCCUGCAGCACUUCGGCAGAUCAGCGACAAGUUCUUCAUGGACGGCACCGAACAAGGCUUGAAACAUCGUGCCGACAACCUGAUGUCUUUGGCCUUGUGUACACGUGGUGACAACCUGCGCCGCUUGACGCUGUCUGAGAUUGGUUUGGUUUCAUUCGAGGGCGAAGGCGUCAAUGGUGCCAGUCUGUUCCGCUGUGUGUGGCGCAAAUCGAAGCGCAACCAGUAUGGAAACGUUGAGCAGACAACAUUCAUGCGUCACAAGGACGUAACCCCCAUGGCCUGA